CGGUGGCUUAGCUGGGCUCCCGCAGUCUGGAAGUGCUGGUGUUUUCAACGUGCCUGCUAGGUAGACUGCUGCAGCGAGAGGCUUACGGGAUCGGGAUGCCUGGGCUGUCCACUUUCUCGGAACAGUGGCGUCCGGAGCAGAGCUCGCCAGGCUCGGACGCAGGCUUCGUGCUGGGGCUGGACGUGGGCAGCUCGGUGAUCCGCUGCCACGUCUAUGACCGCGCGGCGAGGAUCCGCGGCUCCAGCGCCCAGAAGGUAGAGAAUCUUUGUCCUCAAAUUGGCUGGGUUGAAAUUGAUCCUGAUGUUCUUUGGCUUCAAUUUGUUGCCGUAAUAAAAGAAUCUGUCAAAGCUGCAGGAAUAGAGAUGAAUCAAAUUGUUGGUCUUGGCAUUUCAACACAGAGAGCGACUUUUAUUACGUGGAACAAGAAAACGGGAAAUCAUUUUCAUAACUUCAUUAGUUGGCAAGAUCUAAGAGCUAUUGAACUUGUAAAAUCUUGGAAUAGUUCCCUUAUAAUGAAGCUAAUACACAGUUCCUGCCGAAUGCUUCACUUUUUCACUAGAAGUAAACGAUUGUUAGCAGCCAGUUUGUUCACUUUCACGACCCAGCAUGUUUCUUUGAGAUUGGCUUGGAUUUUACAGAACAUGGUUGAGGUGAAAAAAGCAAUUGAAGAAGAAAAUUGCUGCUUUGGGACUGUUGAUACCUGGUUAUUACAUAAACUCACAAAAGGUUCUGAAUUUGCCACAGACUUUUCAAAUGCAAGUACCACUGGACUUUUUGACCCAUAUGAGAUGUGUUGGAAUGGCCCAAUUACUUCUCUGCUUUCGAUACCCCUUUCUCUCCUGCCUCCCGUGAGGGAUACAAGCUUCAAUUUUGGAUCAGUGGAUGAAGAGAUAUUUGGUGUGCCUAUACCAAUAAUGGCCUUGGUUGCCGACCAGCAAUCAGCCAUGUUUGGGGAGUGCUGUUUCCAGACAGGUGACGUGAAAUUAACCAUGGGAACUGGGACAUUUCUGGAUAUUAAUACUGGAAGUAACCCUCAACAGAAUGUUGGAGGCUUUUAUCCAUUAAUUGGGUGGAAGAUUGGGCAAGAGGUUGUAUGCUUAGCUGAAGGAAAUGCAGGAGACACUGGUACUGCCAUAAAAUGGGCUCAACAACUAGAUCUUUUCACGGAUGCUGCUGAGACUGAAAAAAUGGCCAAUAGUUUGAAAGAUUCUGAAGGAGUUUAUUUUGUUCCAUCUUUUAGUGGAUUGCAGGUUCCAUUAAAUGACCCCUGUGCAUGUGCCUCUUUCAUGGGUUUGAAGCCUUCCACUAGUAAAUACCAUCUUGUACGAGCAAUAUUGGAGUCUAUAGCUUUCAGAAACAAACAGUUGUAUGAGGUGAUGCAGAAAGAGAUUCACAUUCCUAUAACAAAAAUACGGGCAGAUGGAGGAGUUUGUAAGAACAGUUUUGUAAUGCAGAUGACUUCAGACCUGAUUAAUGAGGAUAUAGACAGGCCCGUCCACCUUGACAUGUCAUGCCGAGGUGCAGCUUUUCUAGCUGGCCUUGCUGUUGGGUUUUGGACUGACAAGGAGGAACUAAAGCAACUGAGGCAAAGUGAAAUGGUUUUCAAGCCACAGAAGAAAUGGCAAGAAUACGAGACAAGCAUGGAAAACUGGGUUAGAGCAGUGAAGCGCUCCAUGCAUUGGUACAAGGCGUAGCGUGCGCCCAUGGGACAGAGGUCAGAGACACCAGCACCAUGAUGGCUGAGAGGGGUUUAAAGUGAGCUUUGCAGCCUGAGAGUGAAAGCAUUGCUUUUUUGAAAACAACAACAACAAUCACAGCACACAAACAAAAUUUUUAAAACCCUCAUUUUUUUAACCCAAACUUGGAAAGAUUGUAAGGCAGCAAUGCCUCAAAACUUUCUAUCUCCUGUUUUGUAGCAAAUUGGAAUUAUUAGGAUAUUAGCCAUUGCAACUAUAUUUUGACAGAUAUGGGCCUUACUUUUUAAAAAAAUACCGGGUCAAUGGUACACAGGAAUAUAAUUAUUUACUCUCCAAAUCAAUAGUCCUGGGUCAGAGCCACUGAGCCAGAGAUGCACAAAGAGAAGCAGAGACACCUGUGUUCUCCACCUUUCUUGACAGAAGUCAUGUGGAGGAGUAAGAGUCGUGAGAAGCUUCAGGCCAUGAGUAAAACUGCCGUAAGGCAGUUAAUCACCUUCCAACAUGUUCUCAGGUUAUUUGGCCCACCUUACAUUUGAGCUGGGUUUCCUUCAGAUGGGCAGCAAUGAUGAGUUUACUUCCAAGUUGGUUAGGUUUUAUCACAUAAAGUCCUACAGCUAGCUGUUAAAGAAUAAUGUAAUUAAAGAAGUGAUCAUUACAGGGAAUUUUGGGUUUUUUUUUUUCUGUA
Molecule: messenger RNA, 2382 nt
Organism: Phyllostomus discolor (pale spear-nosed bat)
Lineage: Eukaryota; Metazoa; Chordata; Mammalia; Chiroptera; Phyllostomidae
Gene: GK5
Product: glycerol kinase 5
Exons: 16
Coding region: 96-1694 (532 amino acids)
Biological process (GO): glycerol metabolic process; triglyceride metabolic process; glycerol-3-phosphate biosynthetic process
Cellular component (GO): mitochondrion
Molecular function (GO): glycerol kinase activity
Source: RefSeq, a predicted model, not a curated record